Messenger RNA from Panicum virgatum (switchgrass), 1625 nucleotides. RefSeq lists its product as uncharacterized. Gene Ontology annotation, biological process: shoot system development; root development. The coding region runs from base 773 to 1486 and encodes 237 amino acids. The transcript is spliced from 4 exons. NCBI's taxonomy places the organism in Eukaryota, Viridiplantae, Streptophyta, Magnoliopsida, Poales, Poaceae. The record is from RefSeq and is a predicted model, not a curated record.
GAUCAGGAUUAUUAAUCGUAAUCCGUUUAAGGGGGUUUCAUGUAAAUGUUUCGGGGGUCUCACGUGUAAAAUUAGCCGGAACAUGGGCGGCGGCGAGGUGAGGGCGGCGGAGGCUCCGCGGGACGGCCGCCCGCCCUCCAAGGUCUUCACCGCCGUCCUUUCCUCAUCCGCAGCUGGGUCGCCUUCGUGUGAUUCGUGGCCCUUGGUCUCCUCAACCGGAGGCGAGCAGACGAAGUGAGCAAAACAUCAUGGCAUUCAUGUUUCCAGCAGUGGAAGCGUCGACAGCUCGACUAAAUCUGUGAUCCGAACUACCUUGCGGGGACCUGCUUCCCAUUUCGCAGCACAAGAAACAAAUCUGGAUUCGGAGAAAGAUUGGAGUCAGCUGAACUAAGAAACACGUGGGGAUCAUUGAACGAGCAGGCAAUGAAGAACAGAAACAUGAAGACAACUGGACAAGGACUAUCACUGAUCCAUUGCUGUGAUCAGCUGGUUAGAUGUGUCUUGGGAGCCUGGAGUUCAGUUUGCCACCCAAAAUGCAGACAUGACAGCGUCCUAAUCAAGCUCAACCAACGAUGCCUCUUGGGUUGAGUGGCUUCAGCUCACCACUAUCACACAUGAGAAUGAUUCUUGUUGUCUGCUGGUUUGGCUGUGCAGUUGCUUCAACCUCUUUCCCUAUAUAAAGAGGGAAGCCAAAGCUGGGAAAACACCAUAGCAGAAACUUGACUUCUCUUCCAUCUCCAGUGAAAACAGGCUCAUAGCUUCCAUUCCAAGCAUGGCCUGCCACCUGAGAUCCGUAAGUUUGCCCUCAAGCCCUCGCUCCAAUGGAACCAAUGUCGAGGAACACAUCCAGAGCCUGAAGGCAGCUAUCUCUGCUCCCUCUGCCACCAUCGAGACCAUAGUUGAUGGUCUAUCCAUGCUCGGGAACAUCUACAGCUGCAUCGAUGAGCUCAUAUGCUUUCCCAGCAGCCAGCGUCAACAGAGGAAUUCCGUGGAGGAGGAGCUUGAGUGCUCUCUCGUCUUGCUUGACCUCUGCAAUGCCAUGCAAGAGAGCUUCGCAGAGCUCAGGACAAGCCUCCAAGAGAUGCAAUUGGGUAUCAAGAGAGGAGACGAUGUGGCUGUUCAGGCCAAGGCUCAGUCUUAUGCCCGUUUGGUCAAGAAGGCGCACAAGCAGCUUAAGAAGAUCAACAUCAAGGUUGUUCUUGACACUGAUAGCUGCAGAGUGGUCAAGCUAUUGUCUGAAGCAAGAGACAUUACUCUAUUGAUGCUGGAAUCGACAUUCUACCUCCUAUCAAAGGAGAUCCUGAUGCCAAGUGCCAGUAAGUGGUCUCUUGUGUCCAAGGCAUUCCAGAAGAAGAGAGUCGCGUGCAAGGAGGAGCAAUUGCAGGUUUUGGAGUUGGGGAUUGUUGAUCUUGAGAGCGAACUCCAGAUUGUCUUCAGGAGACUGAUCCAAUGCAGGGUCUCGCUUCUCAACACUCUUAGCCUGUAGAAAGAUCAUACACCAACUCAGGUUCCCUGCGAUUAGCAUCCGCCUUUUAGAGGAUUGGCUGAUCAUCAAAACAAUUUUGAUGUAUAUAUGGGACAAAUGUACAGAAAAAUACUGAAUGAAAGAGCAAAAUUUUGAUCCA